This is a messenger RNA of Acanthosepion pharaonis, 648 nucleotides long. The record is from the annotation of a GenBank genome assembly. Lineage: Eukaryota; Metazoa; Mollusca; Cephalopoda; Sepiida; Sepiidae.
AUGCAAUUGGAAUGGGUGAAGAAGCGAGAAAUGUCGGAACUAAUCAAGAAGAAGACAUCUCUUUUGCGCACACAGAGCAAGAUGCUACGCUCAAAACUGCUUGAUGAGCUGGAACAGCAGCAGAAAGCAAAGAAGGAACUAUCAGAUGUGCAGAAAGCGCAAGACUCCUUAGCAGGCAAAAAAGAGGAAGAGCAGCAGCUGAACCUACAAUUACAACCUGGCCAUACGUUUGACAACCCAGCUAAAGAGCAGCUUUUAUUUGAAAAGAUUUUCAAAGAAGCUGGAAUACAGAACAAGAAGCAAUUGGCUGUGGUGAAUGCCUUCAUGCAUGCUUGGAAAGCUUAUAAGCAAUUUGCCUGGGGUCAUGAUGAAUUAAAACCAAUUGGUCGGACUUACCAAGAAUGGUUUGGUAUUGGUCUGACCCUCGUAGACUCCCUGGACACCAUGUACAUCAUGGGAUUGAAAGAAGAGUUUUCUGAGGCUCGUGACUGGGUUGAAAAACAUAUGAGGCUUGACAUCAAUCAGGAUGUGAAUUUGUUUGAAGUAACCAUUCGUGUUCUUGGUGGACUCCUUAGUGCUUAUCAUUUGUCAGGUGACGUCAUUUUCAAACACAAAGCAGUGAGUUUCUCAUUCUUUUUUUCUUCCUAG